GCAGCGAGCAGCUUGCAGAGGGGGUACAUUUUACAGAGGCCGCUGGCAUACUGUUACUUCUCUGGGCGCAGGUCAUGACCUACAACAUAGGAGGGAUAUCUGGCGAAGCCUACCCCGUCUUCUGUGAGUGGUUGAUGCGACAGCGGGAGGCCGACAUCGUCCUAGUACAGGAGCUCCAUUGGGGCUGCGGUCAAAACGAGAACACAUGGCUUAUUGGCAAGUGGCAGGCCAUUGUGUCGGCAGAUCCGGCAAACCGAUACAGUGGCGUAGGGCGCUUAUUACAUGUUCGAUGUGAGACGGCGAAAAUAGUUGUGGAUGUGGUCUGCCUCUAUCAGUGGGCAGUGGAUGGGCGAAGGGGAGUUCUCGACGGCUCGGCGAGAAACAUUUCGGAGGACUUCAUGCAGAUCCUGCAGCUAAAUCAGCUGGUGCUUCUCAACACAUGGGGUGUAGCGCGAAUCCAGACGUGCUACUCCGAUCUCCCUGGACCUGACACCAUGGCCCAGCAAGCGGCGGAGGUCCAUGAUAUGGGUACUGUUUAUCGUAUCAUUCGGCAUAUUGCCAUUCAGGACUACUUUGCAGCUGCCGAUGAUAGUCCUGACCCUGUUUGGCAGCUAUGCCCGGAAGUCUUCUCGGUUUACUUGCACAGGGAGCUGAGUGCCAGCAUUGCCAACUCUCAUGAAUACCCACCUGAAAUAUCUGAGCCGUUGGGGCUACAGGAUCCCAGUGUUAAGAUUUUUGCCACGGUGCUCAAGCACAAAGUCAUGGAGCAAGCUGGUCCCGCGCAGCAGCGCAAUGCACAGGGACGUUGGGUGAGUGUUGGCACGCCGCAUCAGCCGUUGCUUAUCCCGCGUGAGGCCGAUGCAAGGUUUCUCAGGGCGGUGGCCAGGCAGCAGCUUGCGUUUCUGUCGGAGUGCGGCAGCGGUGCUAGCACCGGGCUGCCUGUUCUGCUGCCAUGUGGGACGCAUUUAGAGGUGCCUGCUGCUGUGCGUAAGAGGGCCAGGGAGUACACUGAGCACACGGUUGAUGGUAUGCGUGCCCCGUUUUGCACGGAUGCCCUGCUGCCAUUUCCACAAGUGGCAGUCAAGCUGAGGCCGGGCAGCUCCUGGGGGGACCGAGAUGGAGCUAGCCUUGCGAGCCUCAAACAGCAUCUCCGCCUUGCGCAUGCUGAUGUGUACACUCGCUAUCAAGCGGAAGCAGAGAGUAGGAAGCACAGCAUGGAUGUGACGAUUGAGAAUCAGGCGGCACUAGCACAGGCGGAGUAUGCGGAGGUCUUCGGAAUGGGAGCCGCGGAAAAGGAGAAGGAGAAGGACAAAGACAAGGAGCCGAACCCGGAUCCCUGGGCGGAGCAGGAGAGGAAGCCGAAGUACUCUCGAGGGGAGGAGAAGGGCGGCAAAGGAGGCUCCUGGAGUUCGGGCUCCGGGUGGGACCCCAAAAAGUCCUGGGGGCAGCAGGCCGGUCGGGGGAGACCAGAACCAGGCGGAAGGGGCCUUGGAUCGGCAGACGCAGUACCUGCUGCAAGCAAUGGUGCGUCUCUCGUUGAGGCACGAGCAGGAGCUCAGCAUGGUCCGUGCCGAGACAGGGUUCAUGCUGUUUCUGGAUACCCCGAUGCACCACCCAAUGUCGUUUCUGCCGAGAGACGGAUUGGACAGAGAAAAACUCCGCGGGCACCGUGA
Molecule: messenger RNA, 1673 nt
Organism: Symbiodinium necroappetens
Lineage: Eukaryota; Dinophyceae; Suessiales; Symbiodiniaceae
Source: the annotation of a GenBank genome assembly